CGGCAAACGUGUAGUGUGCGCGAUUCGCCAACAGUUGUUACGCGUCAAGGGCUACAAUUUGUGAAUACCGAUCUAAUUUAAAGUAAAAAAAACACACCAUCAUGGGGUGCAAUACCUCAAAACUUCCAGACAACACGACCAGUGGGUUUUUUUGAGUUAAGGUCAUGUCAGUUCUGGUAGGCGCACUAAGGUCAGCACAAAAACUAAAGUAUGAUCAGUCACUUUUUCGCAGUGCUCUCAUUCACAAGAAUAUUCGUCACUGGCCUACCAUGGCUGGUAUAACCAAGGACGUUGCUUUAGGCUCAGCCUCAAAACCCGAAGAUACCAAUGACGGAUACGUCGAAGAUGUGGUGUGCAAAGUGCAGGAUCUUGCCGAAAACGAAAUGCGCGCCUUCGAUUUGGACGAACAAAAAGUCCUCGUAAUCAAACAAAAAGGCGUAAUAAGCGCCAUUGGUGCUAAAUGUACCCAUUAUGGAGCACCACUAGUCAACGGUGCCUUAGGAGACGGUAGACUCAGAUGCCAAUGGCACGGUGCUUGUUUCAAUAUCCAAACCGGAGAUAUCGAAGAUUUUCCUGGUUUGGAUUCUCUACCAUGUUACAAAGUAACCGUCGAAGAUGAUAAUGUUAAAGUCAGGGCUAAACGAUCAGAGUUACAUGCACAAAAACGCGUCAAAAGUAUGGCAAAGAAAAAUGUUGUGGCUAAGGAAAAGUAUGUAAUUAUUGGAGGAGGACCUUCAGGGGCCACCGCAGCGGAAACUUUGAGGCAACAAGGAUUUGAGGGCGAUAUCACUAUGAUAUGUAAAGAAAAGUAUUUGCCAUAUGAUAGAGUUAAAGUGAGCAAACAAAUGGACUUUGAAAUUGAUAAGGGUCAACUUAGAAACGAUGCUUUCUAUAAGGAUAAUGAUAUAGAAGUUUUGAAGGGUGUCACAGCUACUGCAGUGGAAACUGAAAAUAAUUUAGUCAAAUUAGACAAUGGUGCCGAAGUUAAAUAUGACAAACUAUAUCUAGCUACAGGAUGUAACCCAAGAAAGCCCAAUGUACCAGGCAACGACCUUAAGAAUGUGUGCGUGUUGAGGGGAUAUGAUGAUGCAAAGUAUGCUUAUUCCCAAUUAAAACCUGACAUCGACGUAGUCGUCUUAGGCUCAAGUUUUAUUGGAAUGGAAGCAGCCAAUUUCUGCGUAUCAAAGGUAAAAAGUGUCACUGUUAUUGGAAGAGGAAACGCUCCUUUCAGAGCGACAUGGGGCGAACGUAUCGGUGAGGCAAUAAAGAAAGUUUUCGAAGAAAAACAGAUCAAAUACAUACCUAAUAACGGAAUAAAAAAAAUCAACGCCAAUUCAGCAGGAGCUGUAUCAAGUGUGGAACUUAGCGACGGCCAAAUUCUGAAAUGUGACAUUUUGUUGUGUGGUAUUGGAAGUACUUAUUGCACUGAAUUUCUCAAAGGCUCAGGCAUUAAUAUGCGACCUGACGGUUCCGUAGAAGUAAAUGAAUUUAUGCAAACGAACAUUCCUAACGUAUACUGUGGAGGUGAUAUUGCAUAUGCACCAGUAUGGUCGCACAAUAACACCAAAGCCUGCAUUGGGCAUUAUCCUUUAGCUCAAUACCACGGCCAUGUUUCUGGGUUGAACAUGGCAGGAAAAUCAUUCCCACUCAAAGCAGUUCCAUAUUUCUGGACAAUGCUGUUCGGUAAAAGCAUCAGAUAUGCGGGAUAUGGUAGUUAUGAUGACAUUAUUUACGCUGGCGAUGUUGAAGCUUUAAAGUUUAUGGCGUUUUUCUUGAAAGGCGACGAAGUUGUGUCUGCAUCCUCGUGCGGAAUGGAUCCUUUGGUGUCUAUGUUUGCUGAAAGAUUAGCGCAGGGAAAAAAGUUGUAUAGAAAUGAUUUGAAAGAUGAUCCUUUGGCUUGGUCUAAGCUCUCUUAAAAAAAUUAUUUUUAUUUUAAUGGAAAGAAUGUGAUGAUGUUAUGUUAUUAUUCUUAUUCUUCUCUGUAUGGUUUUACAAAUGUUGCAGUAUUAUAAAUAAACAAACUUAUAU
This is a messenger RNA of Ceutorhynchus assimilis (cabbage seed weevil), 2028 nucleotides long. The record is from the annotation of a GenBank genome assembly. Lineage: Eukaryota; Metazoa; Arthropoda; Insecta; Coleoptera; Curculionidae.